AUGACUAAUCCGCGAUAUUCCCACAAUCCCAUUCACCCACCAAGACCUUGGCCCACUGCCGCCUCCGAGCCGACCCCUGCGCCCGAGGCCGCGCCUGCUCCAUCACCCGCCGCAUCAACGCCAAGUUCGCCGACCCCUACGCUGCCGAGGCCGCUGCUCCUCGCCGACCCCUGCGCCCGAGGCCGCCCGCUCCGAGCCGACCCCUGCGCCCGAGGCCGCGCCUGCUCCUCUUCCGCCGCUCCCCUGCCCUCGACGACGCCCUCGCUGCCUCCUCGAUCCCUCCGCGCGUUCGAGCUCCUCGAGCUCUCCGCGCCGAGGCUUCUUCCGCCGCUCCCCGCGCUCCACCGAUGCACUCCUUCGGUCUCCUCCGCCGCUCCGAGCCGACCCCUGGGCCCGAGGCCGCGCCUGCUCCUCCUCCGCCGCUCCCCUGCCCUCGAUGACGCCUCCCUCGCGCCGAGGCGCUCCACUGGCGCGUGCUCGAACUCCUCGGCCUCCUCCGCCGCUCCCCUGCCCUCGACGACGCCUCUCCCUCGCGCCGAGGCGCUCCACUGGCGCGCUCUCGAAUUCCUCGGCCUCCUCCACCGAUUCCCUGUGGCGUUGCGCGACCCUCGCCUCCGCCGAAGCUCCACCGAGCUCCGCAUGGAGUCGGCCGAGCUCCGCCGAGUUUCGCCGAGCUCUUCCACCGCGUCUCCUUUCUUCGGUCUACGGCGUCUCCGCCGAAGCCCCACCGAGCUCUACCGAGCUCCGUCGAGCACCCACCGAAGAGAUCCUCUAGAGAGAUCCCCUUCGCCGAGCUCCGCCGAGUUCCGCCGUGUCUCCGUCGCGCCUCCGCCGAGCACCCACCGAGCUCCGCCGCAUCUCCGACGACUUCCGCAAAGACUUCCACCUAUGAGUUCUCUCUCUGCACCGCGCGCUCCGCCUGUUCGACGAAAUUCCCAAACGAAGUUGAAUCAUGCGCUGAGCCAGGAGCACUGCGACCCUGUGCUCGUCGCCCAUAAAGCGUUCGCCGAAACCGCCCGCCUCCUCGCCGAUCCCUACGCUGUCGAGGCCGCGCGCUGCCUCGUCGUCAUCCUCUUCCUCCAACAGCUGAACAUGGUGGUCGGCGCUUUCCUCCUCGACUUCCCUCUCUUCCUGCAGCGACAGAGCGAAGCGUCAGUCCAGGCUGCGGCGCUCAAGGUGGAGCACGCGCAGGCGGCGGACGCGCUGCAGAAUGCGUCGACGAUUGGUGCGCAGCACCGGGCGGCCCGUGAACGCCAACAGCGAGCUCUUGGCCGCCGACACUUUUGUUGA
Messenger RNA from Ananas comosus (pineapple), 1290 nucleotides. RefSeq names its product vegetative cell wall protein gp1-like. The transcript is spliced from 3 exons. The record is from RefSeq and is a predicted model, not a curated record. The coding region runs from base 1 to 1290 and encodes 429 amino acids. Lineage: Eukaryota; Viridiplantae; Streptophyta; Magnoliopsida; Poales; Bromeliaceae.